Molecule: messenger RNA, 1252 nt
Organism: Zingiber officinale
Lineage: Eukaryota; Viridiplantae; Streptophyta; Magnoliopsida; Zingiberales; Zingiberaceae
Exons: 2
Coding region: 192-1064 (290 amino acids)
Molecular function (GO): protein binding
Source: RefSeq, a predicted model, not a curated record
GGUUUCUUGCCUAAUUCUUCUACUUUCCGUCCUUGUCGAUUCUUCUAAUGUCCGUUGGAUCGAUGCUUGACUGUCUAUUUCGAUUUUUUCUCUCUCUCAUAUUUUUAUUACUCAAUAAUCUGUUGUCUCAACGGUUCUUGUUGUUUGGAUGAAAUGGACUUGCAUCUUUAUUUUGCAAGUUUUACUCAAAGAUGGUUCAUUUUCGUAUAAUUAUGCAGGAUGAAGCGGUGGCAUUGCCCACGGAGCUGGGCGAGACGUCCCAUCCCUCCACCGGCUGCAGUCGGUGGGAGGAGCUGCUCCCCGAUGUGCUGGCCAAUAUCUUCCACUUCCUAAUCAUGGAUGAUGUCAUCAUCGCCUCCCGCGUCUGCCGUGCCUGGCAGACCGCUGCCUGCAUGGAGCUCUUCCUCUCAAGAGGCACCCUCGACCUCCGCCCUCUUGACCAUCUCCGAGGCCCCUCCAAGCAGCAGUACGCCAUGCUCCUCUCCAUUGUCCUCUCCCGCACAGCCUCCUGCGAUUGCUGGAAGAUCUUCAUCGCGCCGACUUACGUCGCGAUGCCGGACUCCUUCUUAGUGGACUUCGCGCGCCGGACUCCCCGGCUUCGCGCGGUCUCCCUACCGUUGCGGUCUGCCUUCCCCCUUGACACCUUGGCUGCCCUAUUGCCGCACUGGAGCCAAUUGGCUUGCUUUCGUGCGCUGAUUCACCGGACGGCCACCGCGAUCGCGCUGAGAGACCUUGGCUUCAUGUGCAAGAACAUACGGGCGCUGAAUCUGCUGACAAGGAUUGGUGCGGAGGAGGCCGCUGCCAUGGUGGAGAACUUCCCUGGCCUGUGGUUGCUGCAGAUGGCACGGUGCGUGGUGACGGUGGAGGCGCUGGUGUUGAUCUUGGACGGGUGCAAGCAGCUGAAGAAAUUGGACAUCCGUCACUCCAAGUUCGUCGACGAGAUGGACAUCGGCAUGAAUCUGAUGCAGGAUGUGAUCAAGAAGGGUUCCAGCUUGCAGUGGUUCCUCUACUGCAAGGAUCCAGGUUCGUGUUCCGAAUGCUGGACCGAGAGCUUUCUGUUUUAGAAGUGAAAGGGAAGUAGGGGAUAGAAAUUUUCUGAACUGCUGCCUGGAAUCACCGCAAACAAUGGCUUUUUUGGUAAAACUAAUUAAGAAAUAUAUUAUUAUGUAGGUAUGUAAUGUACAGUUGGCCUUUUUGUUUAGUUUUGUAUUUUGACUGAUCUUUUCUAUAUGAUUUCAGUCUAUUUUUUUUA